Molecule: messenger RNA, 862 nt
Organism: Rhododendron vialii
Lineage: Eukaryota; Viridiplantae; Streptophyta; Magnoliopsida; Ericales; Ericaceae
Exons: 1
Coding region: 119-721 (200 amino acids)
Cellular component (GO): nucleolus
Source: RefSeq, a predicted model, not a curated record
UGCAUUUGUAGUGUUACUUGCUACUAGUACCUACUAGUCAUAGCACCAUCGCAAACCCUAUAAAACACCGAAACAGAUCCCACUAGGGUUUCGGAGGCAGAAAAUUAGGGUUUGCCAAAUGGCGUGCACAAUCGAUUUCAGAUGCCUAGACGAAGGCUUCGGUGGCAAAACCUACAAGAGAAAGCGAGCCGAGCAAGCCGAACAACUCCUCCUCUCCAUCCAACCACCCGCCGCCGCCGCCGAUGCCGCCGCCUCCAUGGACGUCGACAGCAACGCGCCUCCGUCAAAGAGACAAGCCGUGCCAUCGUCCGACAACCCAAACAAACCCGCGUACGGAAACCCCACCUACGACGGCGUGAUCGCCGGGAGAGUCUCCGGGCGACGGUGGAAGCAGCCGAGGACGCGCAGGUCGUCGGCGAUGCACGUUAAGGGAGCGACGACGUCGUUCGAGCAGAGGGCGAAGCAGAAGGAGGUGAAGAAGGCGUACAAGGAGAGGAUGGUUGAGCUGAAGGAGGAGAUAAGGCUGAAUAAGGUGGAGAAGAGGAAGAAGAGAGAGGAGAGAGAGAAGAGGAAGAAGGAGAAUGUCUUGAGGACUGGGACUAAGCUGCAGGUGAUUACAAAUCCCAAGACGCUUAAGAAGAUUGCCAAGUCUAAGCAGAGGAAGCAACUCAAGGUUGUACCUGAUGAUUUGCUUAACAAAAAUAAGAACAAGAAAAAUUAAGGGUUUUGUUGCUUUUUGUGGGUUUAAUUGUAUUUGCCAAGUUUUGUUGUGGGUUUUGAUUAGCGGGAUCAAAAUCAAAGACUGAGCGGAAUCUGUUGUUUCUUUUAGCAUGGAAAUGGGUAUUUGUUUUUGUUGGAGAAA